Messenger RNA from Canis lupus familiaris (dog), 1331 nucleotides. RefSeq names its product trinucleotide repeat-containing gene 18 protein-like. The transcript has 8 exons. The annotation marks the transcript as partial. NCBI's taxonomy places the organism in Eukaryota, Metazoa, Chordata, Mammalia, Carnivora, Canidae. The record is from RefSeq and is a predicted model, not a curated record.
CUGGUUCCGGGGGCGGGGCCUGCCGCGCUGACUCUCAGGUGCGUGCACCUGGGGGAGACGCCCCGCCCCCCCGCCAGGUGCCGGCUCCGCCUGCGCUGCUCGCCGGCGAGGCCUCGGUCCCGCGGGCCCCCCCUCCCGGGCUCAGGGGAACGAGGAGGAAGCAGCAGGAGGGCGGCGGCCGGCUCUCCAGCCCUGGAGUCAGCUCCGCGGGCAGCACCGCAGGCUCCCCCCACCCCCCCCGCCCUGGCCGAGGUGCUCCCGGGGCUGCUGCGCUCCAGCCCUUUACCGAGACCAGCCCGCAGUUUGCGUCACUCUCUGAAGAGGUGAACCAUGAAGCGAAACGAAAAAGGAAGCAUCUAGAAAGGACAAGUUCCCCCCAAACUGUCAAGAGGUCAAAAGACAAUACUCUGGUCCCUGAGGCUAAAGGUGAAUCCUCUGAAUCAGAAUACUUCUCCUGCUAUUCCUCCUUGAGUCAUCUGUCUUCUGCAGGAAUCUCAAAAUCAAGCAAAUUUGAUCCACCACCUGGCCACUGUUUGGAAGACAAUACUCUGGUUACUGAGGCAAAAGGUGAAUCCUCUGAAUCAGAAUACUUCUCCUGCUAUUCCUCCUUCAGUCUUCUGUCUUCUGCAGGAAUCUCAAAAUCAAGCAAAUUUGAUCCACCAACUGGACCCUCUUUGGAAGACAAUACUCUGAUAUGUGAGGCUAAAGGUGAAUCCUUUGAAUCAAAAUACUUCGGCUAUUCCUUCUUGAGUCGUCUGUUUUCUGCAGGAAUCUCAAAAUCAAGCAAAUUUGAUCCACCACCUGGCCCCUCUUUGGAAGACAAUACUCUGGUCCCUGUGGCAAACGGUGAAUCCUCUGAAUCAGAAUACUUCUCCUGCUAUUCCUCCUUGAGUCAUCUGUCUUCUGCAGAAAUCUUAAAGAAGCAAAAGGAUACUCCACAGCCUGGUGAGAGUACCUCACAGGAAGAACACAGUGCCGUUGUCUCAAGUGACCUCCCCUGUGCCUCUGACAAUAAGAAUACGGAAGUCUUAAACACAGAUGAAGACAUUCUACUUUCUGGACCCUCUGGGUUGGCCCAAGGCCACAGCCAGAGGGCAGAAGUUUCAGACUCAGAAUAUAUUUCCCGUAUCUCUCCUGCAGACAAGCUCUUUGACAGAGGUAAUAUGGUGGGAGUGGAGGGGCUGGGGGGAAAUCAGGCAGAGAGGUGAGGCAGCAUGUUAGCCAAAAAUUAGAAUUACGAGCCUAUGCGCCGCAAUGCCAUAAAGGACCCCUUCUCACGAGGACUGUCCAAGGUCUUAUUCCUAAUUAAUAAGCAGAAAUGUACCAGGGAU